Messenger RNA from Psilocybe cubensis, 654 nucleotides. RefSeq lists its product as uncharacterized. The record is from RefSeq and is a predicted model, not a curated record. The transcript is spliced from 10 exons. Bases 1 to 654 code for a protein of 217 amino acids. Lineage: Eukaryota; Fungi; Basidiomycota; Agaricomycetes; Agaricales; Agrocybaceae.
AUGCUCCAAUUCAUUGCUUCAGCUACCACGCUUCUUACAUUUAUUCUCGCCGCUUCUGCGAUCCCCCAGAGGAGUCCCCUGACUUCUCUUCCCGUCAUCACCGACCCUCCCCCGGGCUUCAACAUCACAAGCCUCGGUGUCAACGGAUCAGGCUGCCCUCCGGGCUCAACCUAUUACCUUUUGAGUCAGGACAAGAGUUCAGUCACCGUUACCUUCAGUAAAUACUAUGCCGAAGUUGGGCCUGGAAUCCCAAUCAGCGCCAAUCGUAAGAAUUGCCAACUUACCUUCGGUGUACAAGUUCCAGGAGGCUUUUCUUUCGGACUUGCAACGGUUGACUAUAGGGGAUACUACCAAUUGGACGACAAAGUAACGGCUUCACAACAGUCUAUUUACUACUUCCAAGGACAAAUUCAACAAGCUACCGCCAGAUCAGAUCUCGUUGGCCCCGUAGAUGGUGCCGACUACACCUAUCGUGAUUCAUUUGACCUUGUUUCAACCGUCCUCUCCCCUUGCGGAGCCAGCACAGUACUCAACGUCGUGAGCGAUGUAAGGGCCAGCAACACCCGAAACACUAAAGGAAGCGGAUACAUCGCCACGGAUUCGAUCGAUACCGCACUCAAGCAGACGUAUGGAUUCCAAUGGCAAAAGUGCUAA